AGGCGCGCGUUGCCAUAGCGUUGGGUAGCCAGCCGGUAGGCGGGCGCGCCCCUCAGCUGAGCACACAGAGCCUGGCCGCCGGCACGCGGGACGGUCAAAGCGGAGCGAUGGGGGCGGCGCGAGCCGCGACACGGACUUCGUCUCGACCUCCGCCUGAGUCCACAACGCGACCGCGGCGCAGCUUCCACAACACGCUGGUCUUCUACUGGAGGAAGCGGGAGCGACGCCACGGACGACGCAAGCCUCCCUCGGGCGGAGGAACGAGGCCCCGAGGGGCGAGCAGGGCCCGGGCCCCCACCCCUGCCCCGGCCCGGGCCUCCAGCCCCGCCUCAGCCCCGGCCCGGGCCUCCGGCUCCGCCUCGACCCGCUCCCCGGCCUCUGGCUCCGCCCCGACCAGGGCCCGGGCCCAGACCGCCGGCACCGCCCCCACGCAGGGCCCCGCCUUAGACUCUUCCCCCAGCCCCAGUUCCGGGACGGCCUCCGCGCCCGCGGCGCGCGUCCCAGGUUCCUGUGGCCGCGCGCUGGCGGCAGCGCGCGCACUGGCUUGGAGGCCGACCUGGAGGCCCCUCUGGAGGCCGACCUGGCCCGGCAGACAUUGCGCGAACAAGAUGGCGGCGCCCGGAGAGGGUGGCCGCUUCUACCGUGGCAACCUCUUCUCCUUCUUGCCGGGCGGCGCGCGCUCGGAGGUGAUAGACGACCUGGAGACCGACGCGCGGGGCCGGGGCGCGGGGCGGAGAGACACUGUGGUCUCGGUCCCGACGCCAGCCCUGGCGCCGACCUCCGAUUCUCAGGUCGCCGAGGACGCCUCCCCGAGGCGGCCUUGCAGGGCCUGCGUGGACUUCAAGACGUGGAUGCGGACGCAGCAGAAGCGGGACAAGUUUAGGGAGGAUUGUCCACAGGAUCGAGAGGAACUGGGUCGCCACAGCUGGGCUGUCCUCCACACCCUCGCUGCCUACUAUCCUGAUCUGCCCACCCCAGAACAGCAGCAAGACAUGGCUCAAUUCAUACAUUUAUUUUCCAAGUUUUACCCAUGUGAGGAGUGUGCUGAAGACCUAAGGAAGAGGAUAUGUAGGAACCAGCCAGACACUCGCACUCGGGCAUGCUUCUCUCAAUGGUUAUGCCGCCUGCACAAUGAGGUGAACCGCAAACUGGGCAAGCCUGAUUUUGACUGCUCAAAAGUGGAUGAGCGCUGGCGCGACGGCUGGAAGGACGGCUCCUGUGACUAGAGAGUGGCCAGCUAGGGCCCAUGGGGUGGCCUGACUAGAGUGGGGCAGAAUGCUCAUUAAAGUGAACAGAGCCAGA
Molecule: messenger RNA, 1302 nt
Organism: Nycticebus coucang (slow loris)
Lineage: Eukaryota; Metazoa; Chordata; Mammalia; Primates; Lorisidae
Gene: GFER
Product: growth factor, augmenter of liver regeneration
Exons: 3
Coding region: 108-1226 (372 amino acids)
Biological process (GO): liver development
Cellular component (GO): mitochondrion
Molecular function (GO): flavin adenine dinucleotide binding; flavin-dependent sulfhydryl oxidase activity
Source: RefSeq, a predicted model, not a curated record